CGGCGCCGGGAGUCCCGCCACGUCAGUCUCCGGCCCUGAGCCAAUCCCGGGCCCGGCCUGCCGCGAGGGGGCAGGUUGUGUCGAGAAGUGGCUCCAGGGAGAAAAGAGGCCUCUUCCCUCACCCGCUGCGGGAGCUGCGCCCCGAAAGCCUGUCGCGGCACGCCGGGCUCCCCUGACCCUCCAAGACCCGAGAGCCGUUGGCGCCCUCUGCCAGGGCCGGCCGGUCCGUUUAAGAAGCUUUGUGCGCCUGCUGUGGGGAUUUUCUGAUCCAGGCUGCGAAGAAUUUCGAAGUCUGGAAAAUAGCAACUGUGUUUAUUUCUAAAGGAUCUUCUCCUGACCCAGCCUCGCUCAUCACAAUGAAGAACCAAGACAAAAAGAACGGGGCUGCCAAACAAUCCAACCCAAAAAGCAGCCCGGGACAACCGGAAGCAGGACCCGAGGGAGCCCAGGAGCGGCCCAGCCAGGCGGCUCCUGCAGCAGAAACAGAAGGUCCCGGCAGCAGCCAGGCUCCUCGGAAGCCGGAGGGGGCUCAAGCCAAAACGGCUCAGUCUGGGGCCCUUCGUGAUGUCUCUGAGGAGCUGAGUCGCCAAUUGGAAGACAUACUGAGCACAUACUGUGUGGACAGUAACCAGGGGGGGCCUGGCGAGGAUGGGGCACAGGGUGAGCCAGCUGAACCCGAAGAUGCAGAGAAGUCCCGGACCUAUGUGGCAAGGAAUGGGGAGCCUGAACCAACUCCAGUAGUCAAUGGAGAGAAGGAACCCUCCAAGGGGGAUCCAGGCACAGAAGAGAUCCGGCAGAGUGAUGAGGUCGGAGACCGAGACCACCGAAGGCCACAGGAGAAGAAAAAAGCCAAGGGUUUGGGGAAGGAGAUCACGUUGCUGAUGCAGACAUUGAAUACUUUGAGUACCCCAGAGGAGAAGCUGGCCGCUCUGUGCAAGAAGUAUGCUGAACUGGUCAGUUCCCCCCUCCGCGGGCACCUUCCCUGCCUUGGGAAAAUCAGCAUGCCACCUGGUAUAGGGUUGGGGGUGCAGAGGCAGCUGGAGGAGCACCGGAACUCACAGAAACAGAUGAAGCUCCUGCAGAAGAAGCAGAGCCAAUUGGUGCAAGAGAAGGACCAUCUGCGUGGUGAGCACAGUAAGGCCGUCCUGGCCCGUAGCAAGCUUGAGAGCCUAUGCCGUGAGCUGCAGCGGCACAACCGCUCCCUCAAGGAAGAAGGUGUGCAGCGGGCCCGGGAGGAGGAGGAGAAGCGCAAGGAGGUGACCUCGCACUUCCAGGUGACACUGAAUGACAUUCAGCUGCAGAUGGAACAGCACAAUGAGCGCAACUCCAAGCUGCGCCAAGAGAACAUGGAGCUGGCUGAGAGGCUCAAGAAGCUGAUUGAGCAGUAUGAGCUGCGAGAGGAGCAUAUCGACAAAGUCUUCAAACACAAGGACCUACAACAGCAGCUGGUGGAUGCCAAGCUCCAGCAGGCCCAGGAGAUGCUAAAGGAGGCAGAAGAGCGGCACCAACGGGAGAAGGAUUUUCUCCUGAAAGAGGCAGUAGAGUCCCAGAGGAUGUGUGAGCUGAUGAAGCAGCAAGAGACCCACCUGAAGCAACAGCUUGCUCUAUACACAGAGAAGUUUGAGGAGUUCCAGAACACACUUUCCAAAAGCAGCGAGGUAUUCACCACAUUCAAGCAGGAGAUGGAAAAGAUGACUAAGAAGAUCAAGAAGCUGGAGAAAGAAACCACCAUGUACCGGUCCCGGUGGGAGAGCAGCAACAAGGCCCUCCUUGAGAUGGCUGAGGAGAAAACAGUCCGGGAUAAAGAACUGGAGGGCCUGCAGGUAAAAAUCCAACGGCUGGAGAAGCUGUGCCGGGCGCUGCAGACAGAGCGCAAUGACCUGAACAAGAGGGUACAGGACCUGAGUGCUGGUGGCCAGGGCUCCCUCACUGACAGUGGCCCUGAAAGGAGGCCAGAGGGGCCUGGGGCUCAAGCACCCAGCUCCCCCAGGGUCACAGAAGCGCCUUGCUACCCAGGAGCACCGAGCACAGAAGCAUCAGGCCAGACUGGGCCUCAAGAGCCCACCUCUGCCAGAGCCUAGAGAGCCUGGUGCUGGGGCAUGCUGGGAAGGGAGCGGCAGCCCAGCCAGGCCUGGCCCAUAAAAAGCUCCCAUGCUGAGCAGCCCAUUGCUGAAGCCAGGAUGUUCUGACCUGGCUGGCAUCUGACACUUGCAAUUUUGGAUUUUGUGGGUCAGUUUUACGUACAUAUGGCAUAUUGCAAGGUCUCAUGCAUUUAUACCUAUAAGUGUACAGUGGGCUUGCAUUGGGGAUGGGGGUGUGUACAGAUGAAGUCAGUGUCUCCUCUGUCAGCUGAAGAGUCUUGAGAGGGGCUGUCAUCUGUAGCUGCCUUCACAGUGAGUUGGCAGGACAAGUGACUUGAGCAUUUAUUUGCCUGACUUGAGGCUCAGACCCCUCCCUGCCCUUCAGAGCUCAAGACAAGUGAUACACCCAGGUCUUGACUGCAUUUCUCUUGUGAGUAGGGCUUGCUUGGGCAGCUCAGGCCCUCCUAGCUGCUCUGGAGGCUCCUUUGAUUCUCUAGACCUGGAAAAGGUGUCCCUAGGCAGAAACCUGGCAGGGCGCUCAGAGCUGGUGAUUUCCUGCCUAGGAUAAGGGACCUGGAGAAUGUUUCUGUGUGGGACGAUGUGCUGGUCAGGAACCCCUUGGGCAUCACUUCCCCUGCCCUUUGGUAGUGCCAGGACCAGGCCAAUGAUGCUUCUCAGUAGCCUUAUCAUUCACAGGUGCCUCUCUAGCCUGCACAAAUGAUUGACAAGAGAUCACCCAAAGGAUUAUUUCUGAAGGUCUUUUUUUCUUUUUCUUUUUCUUUUUUUUUUUUUGCACAUGACAGUGUUUGUAUUGAGGAUCUUCCAAGGAAGAGGGGUGCUGUAGCAGUGGUGCCUGGGUACCUGGCCUCCAGUGUCCCACCUCCUUCACCACCCCGCUUGGCUCCUUUGCCAUCUUGGUGCUGAGGUUUCCUGUUUGGUGAGAUCAGGUUGUUUGUUGUAAAAGAAAGGAAAGGGCUUCUGAUGGCUUUGCCACAAGCUUACCUGUGGGUUUUAGUCCUGAGAGGCCACCACCAGUUCCCAUCAGCACUAUCUCUGUGCAGCAGUUGCUGGGCCCCAGGUCCAGCUGCCUCCUUGGCUUCAUGGAUUUUUCUGCUUCCUGCCCCCACCCCCACACGUGCAAUCCUCAAGAUUCGUCCUGAUUCCAUUUCCUGGCACCUCCCUGCCUGUCCUUGGGGAUUCCACUUCUUCCUGUGUGGGAGCCCAUAGCUGUUGUCUAACAGGUAAGAAAUGAAGUUGAACUAUUGACUGGGCCCUAGAAAUCUGUAAAAUGGCUGCAGACAGUUGUUUCUGUGUCCUGUUCUCCCCCUACCCCAGUACAUAACUGCUAUGUACUGUGUAGAGCCAUUCUAUAUGCUGAAUGUUCUGCUGUUGCAAACUCGCCAGGGUAUUAGCCAGUGUUUGUGCAAAGCAGUUUUCUGGGACAGUAGAAUGACUCAGACCAAGAUAGAUAGGAUGGUUAGGGCUUUGCUUCUUGCUGUUUUUCUUUGAAGCUAGUUCAUUGUCCUGCAGGUCCCUUCAUCUUCCAUACCUAGCCCACUCUUUUAGCCCUUACAUUAAAUCUCUCAGAUAAAUUGGUUCACAAAGAAUGUUAAGUACUGAAUCAUGUGUAACUGAUACCAGAGAUGGUAAAUGAAUGGCACACCAUUUCUCUUUCUCUUGCCCCAGGGCAGGUACCACUGAUCUGCAUUAGAGUUGCCUGCUAUUCUCUGGUAUAUCCUUCACAUCUAGGUGCUCUCAAGCAGCUGUGUGAGUGUUGAGAUCUUUGCCGUCACUGGCUGAGAUACUGCUGUCCUGUGAAGUGUUUCCCAUGAUCUUUUUCUUCCCCUUUGAAUCCCUGUAUCUGGAGUAGUCCUUGCCUCUUCCUGCUCCAGUAGGGCCUUUUCCCUACCCCAGCCCCUGUGCCAGGCUAAGCUGGUACAAGAGCAGCCAACCCCACAGAGUGUUUGCUAGGCAAGAGAGGUGCAGGGAAGAGGCAGAGGUAUGCACCUUCCCCCUUGAAGAGAGGGGAAAGGCCUACAGUGGCCCACAUAAUUGCCUGACUCACUUCAGCUACCUCUUAAAGCCCGUGGAGGGACUGGAGCUGCUGGAUCCCAGUGUGGUGGUGUGGGAAGCCACCGUGAGCAGUGGCCCCAGCUGGGUUUCCCAGGUCAGGAAUGUGGGCCCCAGGCAUGGUGCAGCCUUUGCUCACAGCUCCAUCCAUGUCUAGACCUUCAGGCCAGUCUGCAGAUGUGGGUCCCUACCAUUUUCUUCCUUUCCAUUGACCAAAUCAUAACCAAUCACUACAGCUGCUCUGCUUCUGCUUUCCAAAGUAGCCCAGGUCCUGGGCCAGAUGCAGGGGAGGUGCCUAUCCAUGAGUGAAGGCCAGUGCCUUCCUCAGCCGGGUGGGUCCCACACUUGUGACCUCAGUUUUAGGACCAAGAGCUGUGUUGGUUUCUUAGAUUGCUAGCUUUUCCUCCAGGGGACCACAGCAGGUGAAGCUCAGAGCCAAUGGCUCUGCUAACAGUAAGUUGUUUUCAGGGCCUUGUCCAGCUGAGAGCUUCAUGUCCAUCAGAUUCUGAGAGGUGUCAGCAGCACUUUUUUUUUUAAUUUGUUGUUUGUUUUCCAUGAGGUUUUUGGACCAUGGGCUGAGGUCAGGCACUUUCUGUAGGAGAAUGUUAUUUCUGUAAAGAUGGUUAUUUAACCCUCCUCCACCCCAUCAUGGCGGCCCUGAGGGCUGACCCGGAGGCCAGUGGAGCUGCCUGGUGUCCACGGGGGAGGGCCAAGGCCUGCUGAGCUGAUUCUCCAGCUGCUGCCCCAGCCCUUCCAUCUUGCAGAGCACAGAGGUGGUCACCCCAAGGACAGCCAGGCACCUGCUCCUCUUACCCUUCUUGGGGGAAGGGGGCUGCCUUCUGUCCCUGUAACUGCUUACCUUAUGGCCCAGCCCGGCCACUCAGACUUGUUUGAAGCUGCACUGGCAGCUUUUUUGUCUCCUUUUGGUAUUCACAACAGCCAGGGACUUCAUUUUGAUGUAUUUUAAACCACAUUAAAUAAAGAGUCUGUUGCCUUAC
Chlorocebus sabaeus (green monkey) is the source of this 5149-nucleotide messenger RNA. The record is from RefSeq and is a predicted model, not a curated record. NCBI's taxonomy places the organism in Eukaryota, Metazoa, Chordata, Mammalia, Primates, Cercopithecidae.